GUAGGAAAGCAGAAUCUUUAUUCUAUAAUGCAAUCAGAAUCAUGUGCUGCAUAAAUUAGUUAACUAAUGUGGUUGUGAUACUCUUUCUAAAGACUGUACAGUCCUGGCCAGGAUGGCAUAUAACAAAACAAUUUGCCAAAAAAAACAAAAAUGACAGGACAAGUGUGACCAUAAAGGUCUGCCCCAUCAUAUGACAGCUAACUAAUAAACUUCUUUAUUUAUAUCCCUAGAUUUCAUGCUUGGUAAACGAGAAUGCCUGAUUAAACCGCUUCCUGCUCCUCCUCCAAUCUCUUCAAAGGUUCUUCCAAACCUUGAGGACUGCUUGCCACCUUGCUCAACAAACAAAACUGAUUUUGUUAAUCACAAGAAUCAUAUUAGGGAAAUUGGCCAGGGCAGAGCUGCUGACACUAAAUUCAAUAGGGAUCGUCAUAAUACUCCAGCUGUUGUUUUAGCAUGUAAUGCCAUGCGUCAUCCUGGUGACAGACAGGCAUCAAUGACAGGGGCUGACUACCUACCUCCACCAAAGGGUGUUCCUUACUUGAGCCCCCAGAAGGAACCCAAAAGUAGAUAUCGAUAUCUGGACAGUGAUGGGGCCCUCCUAAGGACACCACUAUGGCCCUUACCUUCUGAGACUAAGGAGGAGUUUAUUCCUAUUGAAGAGCUGGUGACUGGUGAUUCAACAUCCAAGCUUCAAGAGAAGAAAGCAGAUUGCAAGAAGAGAAUUCAAGAUAACAGGAGCACUCAUUUUCAGUUUGGUUCAGAUGAGGAGCCCAAGCACACUGAACAGCAUGACCAGUUCUUGUCGUCAUUGCACCUUGAUCCAUCUCUUCCUGCCGCUGGGAGAAGUGAGGGCCCUGAACAAAAAUACUCUCAUGUUUAUCCAAGUGAAUCGGCAGAACAAGGGAGUCAUAGUGUGUCAAACAUCCCUGCACGAGAUAAAGUGUCCAUGAUUCAGAAUCACAUACAGCAGUUAAGUCAACACAGAUUCUUUAAUCCACGGGAUCCGAUGAAUAUAAACUUGCGAAAAGCCUUUCUGGAAUUUGACACAGGCUUGAGUGGUACAAUUUCAAAGGAUAACUUGAGAGCCGUUCUGAAAAACCUUGGAGUUGACAUGGACCAGGACACGUUUGAAAAACUCUUUGAAAUAUGUGAUACAAAUCAUACUGGUUACAUCGACUACCAAGAAUUUGCCAAACACUUGACGAAGGACCUCCCCCUGAGUCGGGGAACUAAACCUGUGGCUUCUUCAGUAAUGAAGGCGGACUUCUGCCCACCAGAACAGAGAAGAUUCACGUCCGCUCAGUUACGCACUAUAGAGAUGGCGAAAAGGAUUUCCCCUUUAUCAGUGAGCUCGCACUACUUCCACAAACAUCACUCAGGAGCACCUCGUCUGUCAACCACUGGUCAAGAUUUUAUCAGACCUGAUAGAAUGCCAGGCACUCCUCGUCUGUCUGCACGGUAACAUUGGACUGAAAACACUCACUACUUGAUGUAAACAUCACAGCCCUCAUAUCAUUGAGGCCGGAGUUUGCCAUGCGAUCAGAAAUGCCUGAAUAAUUGACUAGCGUUGACAUGUCAACUAUGCAAGGCAAUUGCAUUGAAGACGUGAACGCUAUGUUUAGACACCUCCUCGCCGGACUUUAAGGUGCUUUUCCUAAAAAGAAGUGAAAUGACAAAUAGCAUUUUUGUAGUCGCAAUUCGAAAACAGGGUUUUUGAAGUUAUUUGUUACAUAGAAAUCUCAUAAUAUCCUUGUUUCAAGGUCGUCGAUCAUUCUCCAGCCCAAGGCUUUACCAUAUUGAAUAAUUUAUAAGUCUAAUAUUAUAACAUUUUUAAUAUGGUGUAAAAUGUGUAAAUAAAGACCGGUUUUUAUUAUAUUAAUGUGCUGUUGAAUAAAAGUUGAACCACUUUUUAAGUCUAUCCAACUCGCAGUUGUAAAGAAGUUGCCGUUACAGUGUCGUUGAUUAAAACUAAACAAAGGUAUCAGUUUCUGAAUAAUAGCCAUCACAGUCAAUGCGACAUACGCGCAGCGAACGAUAAGAAGGUUCGUACUAGUAUCGUCGAGUAUACAACGGCUUUCCUGUAAUCUGAUUGGCUGUAUUUUGUAUAGCAUGGUAUAAAGUUUGAUAUGAUACAGUAUUACACACUUUGAUGCUUUCUAAAAGAACAAGAUCGGGAUCACAUACAUUGUAAAACUAGAACACAGUUUUAUUACUUUUGUCAGAUUACCGUUAAUGAUAAUUUCUACUAGAAAGGAAUCAAAGUACGCUUAAGAACAAAACACUGUUUUUGACUUGUAAUGAAAUUGGUAUUUGCAACUGGUUAUCAUUGUCAACAGUUUUAUACCCUUUUAAAUCAGUUGUACACACACCACUUCUCGUUCAAUUAAAUAGUUAAUUUGUAUUAAAUUAAUAGCUCCUAUUAAAUGUUCGUGCAAAAACAAUCAAGUUUGUUGAAGCUAAAUACUUGAUAAGGGAAACCAAUGCAAAAUUCUUGGCAAUAUUCCAAGAGAAUGCUUCGUUUUGAAGUAUUACUGCAAACCAAAAGCCUAAAGAGACUACAUGUAGAAUAUCUUCUUGCACUAACUCGAACUUUAAGACUUCAUAGAAACUUACCCCACCCCGAAUUUUAGAAACACUGGAAUUAAUUCUUCGUAGAUGUUGUUUCCUUUAUCCUUAGUUUGCUUAUACGCUGAGCUGCUUUCUAUAUUUAGUGUGUCAGUUUUGACAGCAAAAUACCCCGGCACACCCGGAAUUUUUGAAAUUUCCAUAUCACGUAAUUUCUACCUUCAAAUCUUUUGUUUUGUUCUUUGGCAGCUUGUAAACUAGAACUGCUUUUCUCCCCGGAGUCACUCAUCUCACGACGAAUCUAUUUUUUACCGAAAAUGUUCAAAUAAAAGCUAUUUAUCUUUUUGCCCUUGAUGAGCCUCAAUGGCAAAAAAGUCAUCUAUAUAGCGGUUGACACAAUAUGGCAAAGAAUGAGCUUGCCGAUUGAGUGAGGUCACACUGAAGUCACUUGUUUGCUGGCGAUGUGCAUACCAUUGGUGACAACACAUUUUCUACCAUUGUUGCUGGUCAUUUCCAGGGCAUUUUCGUCUGCUUCGCACUCGUCUCUUAACAACACUGCCUCUUCCCUUCCCGGCGUCCUAUCCGAUGUCUUCUUACAGCACCACGAAAGAAUGUCGCUCCAGCUGAAUUGUCCCCAAUCCCCUUGUGGUCCUAUUGUGCAGCAAAGGGCUUGGAAGAAGAAAGUCGAAAAGGCCCAUCCUACGGUCAUGACCAACAUCAGAAAAUGGCCCAUCUGUAAGUAGGACAGGACUCUGGACGGCAUCAUCAUUGCACCUGAAAACAACAACAAAACAAUAAUACUGACAAAGUUCCUUAAGUGAAAAAAAAAACUCUACGGCAUUGAUUGAUAAGAACAGUCGGAAGUGAAUG
Messenger RNA from Orbicella faveolata, 3435 nucleotides. RefSeq lists its product as uncharacterized. The record is from RefSeq and is a predicted model, not a curated record. Lineage: Eukaryota; Metazoa; Cnidaria; Anthozoa; Scleractinia; Merulinidae. Gene Ontology annotation, molecular function: calcium ion binding.